Hepatospora eriocheir is the source of this 369-nucleotide messenger RNA. The record is from the annotation of a GenBank genome assembly. Lineage: Eukaryota; Fungi; Microsporidia; Hepatosporidae.
AUGAAAUCUGAAUUAUUAGGAGAUAAUGAACGAAUUUUUAAAUUUUUUGAGGUAUGUUAUUUAAAAAUUGCAGCCUUUAAUGAUAUUAUUUUAGAUGAAUUAAGAGAAUUUAGAAAUGAAUUUUCUAAAUUUAAAAAACUUCAUGAAUCAUCUAUUAAAGAAAGUACAUCUAAGGCUACUAGAAAUGUUAAUGCUAAUAAUAAAAACAGUGGUAGAAAAACGAAUGGAACAGGAGAUUUAGAUUCCAACAGUACUAUUGAUUUUAAAAGAUUAAUAGUUUUUUUAAUUAUUUCACUGAUAAUUAUUAUUUUAAUAAUUAUUGUGUUUAAGAAUUAUUCUUCAAGUGAAAGAUCAGUUAUUAAGAAAUAA